Marchantia polymorpha subsp. ruderalis is the source of this 6549-nucleotide messenger RNA. NCBI's taxonomy places the organism in Eukaryota, Viridiplantae, Streptophyta, Marchantiopsida, Marchantiales, Marchantiaceae. The record is from the annotation of a GenBank genome assembly.
GGACUCAGUUGGUCGAGGAAAAGCGAAGGGCUGUGCUAUUGAGCGUGCGUGCGUGUUACCUCCGUCCCUCGUUCGUUGGCUCGCUGCUUGCUCGCUCGCUCGCUCGCUGUCUUGUUCGCUGGCUCGCGCUGCUUUCCCUCCCAUCGGCAGGCAGGGGCUCGACCUUUGGCUCUGUGACGACCUUCCUCGUAUCGUCUUGGGCGGAGAUGGGGACAGGAGGAGAAGAAGGAGGAGGGCUGACGCCGGACUGGUCGUAGAGUGCAAGGGGCCUUCGUCGUCGACCUCGGGCUCUCGACGGGAGGACGCGAGGCGGUGGCGAGGGAGGGUGGGAGAUUUGCUUGGCAGCAAACGCGCGACGCAAGUAUGGGGAAAUGUAUCGUGGGGCACGUAGAUGUUGGCACAUGAUUGCAUUCUAGUGCAGGGGAAUUGCAGGUCGCGUUGGCGUGGCGAUGCGAGGAGCAGAAUGAUUGUGGUGGAUGUUCAGGAGGCGGAUUGUCGGCGAGGCAGGGAGCGCGAACUGACGAGGAUUGAGGGUUGGUGAAGAUGAUGGACGGGGCGAGUGGAGUCGGAGUCUCGGAGGACGAUGGGACGGGCAUAUCGGAUGCGGGAAAUGUGCAGCAGGGAGUAAUUUGAGGACGACGGUGGGGCUACACGAGGGUAUGGCGCCGGAUCCUGCAACGGGGAAAAGCAGAGGGUCUCGGUAUCGCACUAAUGAUGCGCAGUACAGAAGCGGAGAUGGGCCUGAGCGUGAGUCGCAACGGCCGGAAAUGGGUGGAAAGGGAAAAGCGGACAAAGAAAGCUUGGGAACUGAAUUCGGUAGGGGCGUGAAAAGACGACAGCAUGGAAGUGGUGAUGGUAGUAGCUUAGGAGCUUCUUCGCUGCCUGCCUCGGGCUCACAUCGUUCUUCCAAGCGAUGGCGCGGAGAUGGGGCCGAAGGCGUGGAUAGCGUAGGUCCUGCUGAUCGCUGGGAUGGAGGCACAUCGGAUCCCGUCAAAGAAAGUGCGUCGUCCUUGGGUAAGGGCAAGCAAGAUUUAGAUGUCAAGGUUGCGGAUGCAGGAGCUGGAAAGAUUACUCUUACUCAAGGAAAGGAAGGUUUGAAUAUGGAGAAGGUCACGCGGAAGCAGAGGGUCUCGAGAGCAAGUUUAGCCUCGGACAACAGAGCGAUCACCGUUAUGGAUUUGCAAGAAACGGACUUAAGCAUUAUAGACUCCAAUAUAAGGAUAAAGAACAAAGUUAGCUAUCGAAGGGAGAGUGUCGCAGAAAUCACGGACUCGGAGGCCGAGAAAGGUGUGAAAGAAAACUCGAAAAGUACAGCUGAAGUGCGGAGUAGGAGAAGGUGGGAUAGGGAUGGAAUCAAAGGUGGCGCGGAAGACGUCGAGGACGGUUCCGCACGAGGAAUGGUUGCCUCUGAAGGAAGCCUGGAGCGAGACAAGAGGAAGGAGAAGUCAGUCGGAAGAGACAGAGACGUAGAUGGCAUCAGAGUCCAGAAUGGCCGAAAACCAGAUGGAACUCGUGAGCCGGUCCUGGAAACUGGGGGCAGACCUGAAGCUUCCGACGAAAUCGAUCAGCGGACAAAUGAGUGGAAGAUCCAGGAGGACCUUCGUAAUGUCGAGUUGGAGAAAGAGCUGGAAAAUCGUAUACGACGUCGAAGGGAAGAAUCAGGUGAUAGAGAUAGGUGGAGAGACGAUGACCGUGAACGAGAUGCGAAACGUCACUCGGAUCCACGAGAGGAGCGCACAAGGGAAGAGAGACAUAGAGAAGAUUAUUCUAGAAGAGAAAGGGAGAGGCAUAGUGACAGACACGAGAGUCGGCAGCACAGAGAAGGAAGCAGGCCAUCGGAAGGUAAGCUGAGAGACGAGAGACAUUACGAAAGUGAUCGUGAAUACAGAUCUCACCGAGAGGAACGUCAGCAUGUUGUACGCUCAAAGGAUGUCGACGAUCAUGGCCGAGGUGAUCGCCCCCGAGAUCAAGAACAUCGGGAUAGGAAGGGGCGUGAUAAGGUCUCUAGCUACGAAGUGGAACGCCGAGUUCGUGAGAAGGGCUACAAAGACGAUCCAUCUGAUCGAGAAAGAUCUCACGCAACGACUCCGUUCGGCGAGUCUAUUGAUGGAAGAAGUGAACAUAGGCCCAAAAGGGCCCGUGAAGGCGAGACAGGCGAAGGAACUUUGGCGGAAAGAGAAACUUCCAGACAGGGAGGACGCUCCGGAGACCCAGAUACACCUGCCGCCAAUGACUUAACCCAUGAUGAUAGACCCAGGCGCGGUAGAGAUGAACGAGAUGGAGAUAUUCGACCUGAACGGCUGCGGGCUUCUCCUAGAGACAGUGACAGCAUGCGAGGGAAGGUGAAAGCAAAUCAUUGGCGCAGUGAAGGGAGUGCUUCUGAACUGCUUCGUGAAGGUCAACCUUCGCCCCGUCAAGACACCAGGGCUUCACCUUCUUCCAACCGCUUGGAUUACCCCUCCCCUCCCAGGCUAGAUGACAGGAGAUCACCAAGAUACACUUCUCAGAGGUCACCUUCACCUCCUCAUCUGGAUGUUGCUUGUGGUCCACCACGAGGGAAGACAGGACACGGAGAUUGGUUUGAACCUAGUAAUAGUGUAAGCAGCUCCAGUGGUACUCAAAGACGACCCCCAGGUGCGAGCUUGCACGUGAGUGAUCGUCGAGAUAGGAUGAAAUGGGUCUCUGGUGCAGAAGAAGAGGUUAAGAGUGGAAUGCACCGGAGUAAUCGCAGCAUGGAUGAAGCUAGAGAGGGUUCCUUGAGUCCUCAUAGACUUCGCGAUCAGCAUAUGCACGGAGUCCUGGUGAAGCCGCCGUUGCACGGGCAAGACACCUUUUCAAGGGUUCCUAUGGUUGGCCGCGGGGAUCGAGAACGAUGGCGGAGUUCAACUCAAGGUGGUUCUACAUCCUAUGAAGGUGGGCAGUUGGAUCAUCACAUUCCAGAAGAAUUGUCUCCGAGAGACAGGAAUGAACGAGGGCGGCGAAUGCCUUUGAACAGGCCACCAGGUAGUCCUAUGAUCAGGCCACAACUAGCCUCACUGCCAGCGCCUCCUUUGGCACCAUUACCACCACCUCCACCGUUCAGGCCAGGCAUCGACAACCCUGCGGUUCUCGGGCCACCGAAUGGUGGUUUUGAUGAUGGUACCUGCUCCAGAGAUCAAGGAAGAGGGGACAGGAAAGGUGGUCCUUUGCGCAGAGAAGGUGGUGGAGGCGGUAUAGGUCCUGGUGACGCUUGGAGGGGUGUAAAUAUUGGAAACUGGAACUCCAGAAAUCAAGGCCCAUUGCCCGGAAAUGCGUUUCCACCUUUUCCUCCACAGUUUGCGCCACAUCCUUCGCCGGGUGGGGGUGGUUUCCCCGGUAUGGGCCAGCAGUUUCCUGGUCCUCCAAUUUUUCCUGGUGGUGGGGGCCGGCCGCCCAUGGAUAUGGGUUUUGGAGGUAGAUUUAUUGGUCCUGGGGGUCACAUGGGUGAAAAUGGGGAUGGAUUCCUCGGUCCCGGUCGUGGAGCUGGCUGGCAUGGACCUGGAGAAGGCGAUGAUGGUAGAGGUCCUCCUCUAAUGGGACCUGGUGAUGGAUGGGAGGGCCCUGGUCCUCAUGGAGAUGACAGGCAUAGACAUGGUCGUAUGGAAUGGGAUAGGGGUGGACCUAUGGGGGUCCGGGUUUGGGAGCGAGAAAGAGAGAGGGAGCUUUGGGAGGGACGUGUCCGAGAAGGGGCUUCUGACUUUAUGCCACUCCGGUCACAAAUGGAACCUCCACUUCAAAGUUCAGCUUUUCCUCCUGGCGGUAGCGGGUGGGGUAUGCCUCGAGAACCUCAAGUUCUCAAUGAUCUCAAACCUCGACCUGAAAGACCACCAUAUGACAUCCAAGAAUCAAAGCGAAAGCCUGAUGGUGUAGUCCCAAAGUUGAAGACAGCAAAGUCAAUGGGUAAAACACAGGUCUUGAAUGAAGGAAAGCGUAACAAACAUGCAACUGCCGCGAUGCAAUCUGUUCUUAGUCAAUUGCACAUAUCACCUGAACUUGCAGGUGCAGACCUCUACAAUAAGUACAAGGCUCUACUUCCUGCCUCAGAUUCUGAAAAACAGGCGCAUGGAGUUGAAGAAGAAGACACAGAUUCUGAGUCUGCAGAUGACGACCUGAACUUGGAAGUGGACCUUGAAGGUGAAGCUCUAAUCUCGGCCCCGAAACUCCUUCCGAAGCUAUUACCUCCCCUUCCGGAAGGUGUCUUCGAGGCUGCGAUGAGAGUGUAUAGAAAACCAGAGUGGGAGAAUAAGCUGCAAAGGUCCAAAGUGGGCUCUUUCAUUCUUCCUUUUGAUCCUGCCACUGUCAAGCUGCCCUCAAUCAAGAUGGAGCUCCGGAAUGAUUUCUUAGUUGCAUCUCAGGAUCAAGACCUCGCUGUUGGGACUCUUUAUUCUCAGCAGCAGGAUGAUAUUAAUGCUCCUGUUGUCCCCCAGCAGGACGUAGAUGUAAUAGAUACAGAAACAGGUGCAGAUUUGUCGGUGGCCAGCGUGGAUGAGGUAGUAGAUCGCAGAGGUAGCAUUUCAGCAUUAGUUGCACAUAUUGAACAUUCUGACAACGAGGUUGCAGUAGUUGAGGACACACAGGGACUCAUGGAUCCUCUUCCUGACCUCCGGAAACAUCCGUCAGCUAAUUAUAACGACGGAGAUGUAGCUGCCGUGUACCGUGUCGAUGAUUCUGUGGUUGCGGAAUCUGCAGAUAGGGGAGCUGAUGCUAUGGACGGGGAAUUCCUGCCCUCCUAUGUGGAGGUUGCUGAGUAUAGUGAUAGGGAGUUCGAAGCCGACAUGGAAGAUGCUAUGGAAGAUGUUCAGCAGGGAGUUGCGGUUGGUAAGGAAAUUCGUUGUCAAAACAGUGAGCCAAUGGAAGUGGACGAGUCUCAGCCGACAGCAUCAGUUGCCGACGUAAGCCGCCUUCAAAAUACUAUGUGCAUGGAAGUGGAGGAGGCUGAGUUCGAAAAUGCAGGUGUUGAAGAGAUUCUAGGCGGAAACGUCUGUGCAGAAGGAGAGGUGUCACUGAGAGUUACAAGCAGUGGAGAAUCUUGGGAUGGUAACAAUGCUCCUUCAGAAACUGAGACUGUUCCGGAGACUGGAAGCUCUGUAGUUCUGGGAACUGCGGGGGUUCAGCAGGGACAUGCCGUUGAUGCUGAAGAGGCUCGAGGUGAUGGAAAUACCUCUCUAGAAUCAGAAGAUGUGCAGAACGAAACUUUAGUUUCCGUCCAGUUCACGGUUGAGAGCAAGGUCCCUUCGGUGCUAGAGGAGUUCCAGGAGGUUGAGAUUGUCGAGGAGGCUCGGUCUGUGAGCAAUCUUUCUCCACAAAGAGGUUCUGUUCAGCAAGAUGAUACGCCCACAGCUGAGGCUUCUGCUGAGAGUGAUGUUUCUCUGCACGAAGAAGAAGCGGUUGACUUGGCCGAAAUGAACGAUGUUUCUCUGCACGAAGAAGAAGCGGAUGACUUGGCCGAAAUGAACGACGUUGCUAAUGAUAAAGAACUCGUGCUACAGAACCCUGAGGUGCUUCUGAACGAAGCCGAAGAUACGUCAAUUGAGGCCAGAACUUCGCCUACCGAGGAAGAUGCUACUUGCCACGCCGACCACGAUGAUGGGGUUUACCCGCAAACAGGUUCUUUAGAGAAUGUAAAUAGUCUUGUUGAAGGAAAUGAUGACGCUGUCGAGUACGGUGAUCAUGUUAACGCAGAUGAGGAUGCUGAUUUAGUAGAGGAGGAAAAGGUUGUUGGAGAUCAAGAGAGAGUCGAACUGGAAGUCGUGCUGUUAUCUGAAGCUGGUAUUGCAAACAGUGUCAUGGAAGAAGUCUGUGAUGAAAAAUUAUUGGACGAGACCAGGAAUGAGCUCUCACCGGAAGCUUUAAGUUCUGAAGUUGUCAGUGAAGCAGCGGGAGACACCUCUGUCCUUGGGGAGAGUGUGGACACUGUGCAUACUCCUAUGGUAGAAGUGGUUGAAAGAGAAACAGAGGCUUGGAUCUUCAUUGACAAUUCAAAUGAAGAGAGGCCUCAGAUCGAGAAGACAGUAGGAGAUGCCGUCGAUGAUGUAAGCUUGAGUAUGGCACCUGAAGAUGAUGAAGUUAGGCUGCCCAGUUCAUCUUCACCUGAUGUCAGACAACUGUCAGACGACGUGCAAUGCAUCGACGUGACUGAAGAAUCUCCCAGUGCCGUAGUUUCGGAACCUGAACAUAGGAUUGGAAGCAACGGCAAGUUGAAGGAAAUCGAAGAGGAGAGUUUGUCAACGCAAGAACAGGAAGAACCACCGGUCGCUGUAGUGGAGGUACAAGAAACCCUUCCAAGGCAGCUUAGAAAGCGAAGGGCAAGUAGUCGUCUACUAGCUAAUGCUGAGGCCCAUGCUCAACAAGAGGCAGCACAGGGUCAAGCGUCAGUGGGUGUUAAAAACAGAGGAGGUUCUAAGGGGUCUGGGAAGAGGGCCACUAAGGGAGCAACUAGAACAUCUCAGCGCCGUUCUAAGCGCAGAGGAAGUACACGUUGAGACUUUCUUUAAGUAAUUUUUUUCCCAGUUUGUUUCCCCUUUUCCAGUU